Fraxinus pennsylvanica is the source of this 1350-nucleotide messenger RNA. NCBI's taxonomy places the organism in Eukaryota, Viridiplantae, Streptophyta, Magnoliopsida, Lamiales, Oleaceae. The record is from the annotation of a GenBank genome assembly.
AUGGAUUAUUGGUCAUCGUCUGUUAGCGUUGAUGAUGAAUUUGAGAAGCUUGUUCUUAGAAUGAACCCACCAAGGGUAACUGUUGAUAAUGCAUCAAACAAGAAAGCAACUUUGAUCAAGGUAGAUAGUGCAAAUAAGAGAGGAAGUUUAUUGGAGGUGGUUCAGGUUCUUACUGAUCUGAACCUGAUAAUCAGGAGGGCUUACAUUUCUUCAGAUGGGGAAUGGUUUAUGGAUGUUUUCCAUGUUACUGAUCAACAAGGAAAUAAGGUCUCCGAAGAUAACAUUGCCGAGCGAAUUCAGCAGUCACUGGGGCCAAAGGGGCGGAGCUUUCGGUCUUUGACAAGAUCUGUGGGCGUCAAACCUACGGCAGAGCAUACGACCAUUGAGUUGUCUGGAAGAGACCGACCAGGCUUGAUUUCAGAGGUCUUUGCAGUUCUUGCUGACCUCAAGUGUAAUGUACUUGCUGCCGAAGUAUGGACUCAUAACUCUAGAAUGGCUUCGGUUGUUUAUAUAACUGAAGAAGAAAAUGGAUUGGCAAUCAAUGAUCCUGAUCGACUUGCUAAGGUCAAACAACUUCUCCUUUAUGUUCUAAAAGGAGAUAGAGAUAGGCGAAGCGCCAACACUGAAGUUUCUGUCGGUUCUACUCAUACCGAGAGGAGGCUGCAUCAGAUGAUGUAUGCUGAUCGUGAUUAUGAUAAUGAGAAUAUGGAUUGUAUGAUACCUGAUCGAAGCAAACCCCUCGUGAAUGCAGAAAACUACGCAGAUAAAGGCUACACUGUGGUUAACGUGAGCUGUCCAGAUCGUCCUAAACUGCUUUUUGACACGGUAUGCACAUUGACAGAUAUGCAAUAUGUUGUGUUCCAUGCCACCAUCAUCGCUGAAGGACCAGAGGCUCAUCAGGAAUAUUAUAUAAGGCAUGUGGACGGGUGCCCCAUUAGUUCUGAGGCGGAGAGACAACGUGUAAUCCAUUGCUUGGAGGCAGCAAUCAAGAGACGAACAUCUGAGGGAACAAGGCUAGAACUAUGUGGUGAAGACAGGAUUGGUCUUCUGUCAGAUGUAACUCGUGUAUUUAGAGAGAAUGGUCUUUCAGUUACUCGAGCCGAGGUCACAACCCAGGGUACGCAGGCUGUUAAUGUUUUCUAUGUUGCUGAUGCAUCCGGUUGCCCAGUUAAAAGUGAAACAAUUGAAGCAGUUCGUAAUGAAAUAGGCCUAACUAUCCUCCAUGUGAAGGAUGACAUGUACUCAAUCGCACAUACCCCACAGACUGGAAAAUUCUCUUUUGGUGAUCUUUUCCGCUCAAGGUCAGAGAAAUUUCUUUACAAUUUAGGCCUAAUAAAGUCAAGUUCGUGA